This is a messenger RNA of Staurois parvus, 536 nucleotides long. The record is from the annotation of a GenBank genome assembly. NCBI's taxonomy places the organism in Eukaryota, Metazoa, Chordata, Amphibia, Anura, Ranidae.
GGUUUGGAUGAGUACGGAGUAGUGGCCAUUGGUCGGGAUGAGUACGGAGUAGUGGCCAUUGGUUUGGAUGAGUACGGAGUAGUGGCCAUUGGUCGGGAUGAGUACGGAGUAGUGGCCAUUGGUCGGGAUGAGUACGGAGUAGUGGCCAUUGGUCGGGAUGAGUACGGAGUAGUGGCCAUUGGUCGGGAUGAGUACGGAGUAGUGGCCAUUGGUCGGGAUGAGUACGGAGUAGUGGCCAUUGGUCGGGAUGAGUACGGUGUAGUGGCCAUUGGUUGGGAUGAGUACGGUGUAGUGGCCAUUGGUUGGGAUGAGUACGGUGUAGUGGCCAUUGGUUGGGAGGAGUACGGAGUAGUGGCCAUUGGUUGGGAGGAGUUGGGAGGAGUACGGAGUAGUAGCCAUUGGUUGGGAGGAGUACGGAGUAGUGGCCAUUGGUUGGUGGGGUCCAGGGAGGGCUUGUUAAGUAUGGGAGUGAUGUGCGCAUGCUUUAGAGGGGAGGGGAAGGCACCAGUAGAGAGAGGGAGAGAUUGAAGAUGUGA